AUGGUCACACUGAUGGUGACUGUAGGACAUCAUCCCUGCUGCCGUAUCGUCCCCGUUAACUUCGUCGUGGUCAAAACUGACUCUCCUUAUAAUUUAUUGAUGGGCCGACCUACGCUUAACGGUUUACGUGCAGUAUACUCCACGUAUCAUUUAAUCUUCAAAUUUUCAACUCCGGCAGGCGUGACCGAGGUGAGCAGUGACGUAGGUGCUGCGCGAGAAUGUUACCUCGCCACCUUGGAAGCCGUCUCUAUCUCAACCUCCGGAACGAGGCCAGAGAGAAGGUCCAGUAUCCUCUCAAUCGAUUGUAUCGAUUCUCAACAGACCGGGAAGCCGAAAAAGCUAAAGACCGGAGAUGAGGUAGAGGAUAUCCCCUUGGACCUCUCCAGGCCCGAUCAGACCAUCCGCGUCGGCGUCCAUUUGCCUGACUCGUUUAAGAUACAGAUGGUUGAUCUCCUCAAGGAGCACCGGGAUGUUUUUUCUUGGGCUGCCUAUGAGGUCCAAGGUGUGCCUCAUCACCUCAUAAUACACGAGCUGAAUGUUGAUUCUCAGGCACGCUCGGUCAAACAAAAGAGAAGGCACUUCCGCCCAAAGCGUAGUCAAGCAGUAGGCGAGGAGGUGGACAAACUCCUGCCUGCGAUGAUGAUCAGAGAAGUGCAGUACCCGACCUGGUUAUCCAACCCGGUCAUGGUCAAGAAGGACACGGGGGCCUGGAGAAUGUGCGUCGAUUUUAUCGACCUGAAUAAGGCCUGUCCUAAGGACUGCUACCCAUUGCCUAAAGUCGACGCCCUGAUGGACUCGGCCAUGGGUUACAAAUUUUCUGUUUUCUCGAUGCCUUUAAGGGGUAUCACUAGAUCGGGAUGA
Messenger RNA from Coffea arabica (coffee), 861 nucleotides. RefSeq lists its product as uncharacterized. NCBI's taxonomy places the organism in Eukaryota, Viridiplantae, Streptophyta, Magnoliopsida, Gentianales, Rubiaceae. The record is from RefSeq and is a predicted model, not a curated record.